AUGAUUUGUUUUAUAUGUGAAGUGAACUCUGGAAAUUGGAAAGCAUUAGUAUGUCAUUUUAAAAUAUUUCAUUCGUUAAAAAGUCAUAGUACUUAUAGAUGUGGCGAAGGUAACUGUAAACAAUCUUUUCAGUCCUUAGCUACAUUUAAAAGACAUAUUCAUGCUAAGCACUUCCCAGAACUACAAUUAAUUUUUCAAAUUCCUGAACAACCUUGUACCAAUUCUUCACUGCCAUCUCUUAAUGCUAAAACUAGUCAUAGAAAUAAUCUUUUAACUGAAAAUGAAAAUGCUGAAAUUCCAUUUAAUUUUGAAUUAGUAAGUGAAUUGUUAUACAAGUCAGCAGUAGAACUGGUUGUUAAUUUACAUAGUGUUAUUAACAAUAAUUUUUCUAGAGUAGACAUUUUAAAUAUUCAAGUUGGUAUAGUAGAAAAGAUUUUAACUCCUAUUGUGUCCAUGUUAAAAAAAGUUGUAGAAGAUGAAAUAAAAGAGCCUAUUUUACUUUCUAAAUUUCACAGAGUUGCAUCCGUCAUCGAAAAUACUUUUCUUUACUGUAGCACUGAAUAUCGUUUAUUAGAUUGGCUUAUUAAUAAUGAAUUUUUGUCCAAAAUAAAUCAGUUUACUAUAAACAAUGAUAUUUGUCCAGUUCAGCAUAUUGGUGAAACUAUAUUUGAUGAGAAAUAUACAACAGGUGCUCUAUUACCAUCAAAAUUCCAGUUUCAAAAAUAUUUUGAACAAGGUUCCCUGAUACUAGACUAUUUUAAAACACACAACAAACUGAACGAUGGUAUACGGGCAACAUUAGUAGACAUACUUAUUGCACAAGUACUGUCCCAACAAAUACCUAUGUCUGUAAGUUUGGCAGAAUCACUAGCAAACCAAAUUGUUGCUAUGUUUAAAACGGAAGUUAAGGAUACAUAUUUCAUGAAAAUUGGUUGUAACAAAAAUCCUAAAGGAAAAUUGUACUCCAAGUAUUACAACUCUGUAAGAAAUAUGAAAAAUACUGGAUUAAUACCUACAACAAUCAUUAAAAACAAAAUAAUCACCGACAAGACACAGAAAAAUGGAUGGUUCGAAAAAGAAUUUGUAUCUGAAAGUGAAAUAGAUUCUAUACUAGAUGUAUUGAAAUACAAUGACACUACAUUCCCAGAACUAGAAUCGAACUGGAAAGCUACAGUAAAUUAUAGAUUGAAUUAUAUUAAGAAUUCUGGAUCGACUACAGACAUUUUAAAGAAUUGGAAACAAUAUAAAGUUCCUUACGGCCAUAAAUUGAUUGAUAUUGAUUACAAUGUUCUAUUUCCAACUAAUAUUAAUAUUUAUCAAGACUUCAAGGACAAAUCGGAUAAAGUUUUUAAAUUAUUUGAUGAAAAAAUCAAAGAUUUAAACAGCCGAAAAAUAUUGGACACCUUAAAAAAUACAAAUGAAAUGAAUAUUAAUGAUAAUGUCAAAAAUUGUGUAUUGGUAUAUUUGCUGCAUGCUCUUUUUGCUCCCACUUCCAGAAAACUUACCAGAGAUGAACAAGGAAGAAAGAAUCUAAUGAAGUAUUCAAUUAAAGAUUCACAAGACAGUUUAAUAGUAUUUGGUGAAUCCGUUGAUGUAAUGCAGCAACACUUAGAACAACUUAAAAGUCGCGGGGACCCUAUCCAACCAUUCAUUUUAGUUGUAGGAUCUAUUUUUCAUCCUAAAGAAAUUUUGGUAUAUUUUGACACAAUUAUGUAUAAAGUGCAUUCUAUACUAAGGGCUAUAGAAGUAUGUUAUACAAUUUUCCACUUAUUCAACUUGGAAUACCCAAGCCAAUCAUCUAUUGUUUGGUUAUUCAUACAAAAAUUCUUUUUUGGUGUAACAUCUAAAUAUGAUACUCUCCACCCAAAAUUAGUUCAAGUUUUAUAUGAUUUAAAAAAUUAA
Messenger RNA from Myzus persicae (green peach aphid), 1902 nucleotides. RefSeq lists its product as uncharacterized. NCBI's taxonomy places the organism in Eukaryota, Metazoa, Arthropoda, Insecta, Hemiptera, Aphididae. Bases 1 to 1902 code for a protein of 633 amino acids. The transcript is spliced from 7 exons. The record is from RefSeq and is a predicted model, not a curated record.